CUACCUUUUCGAAUAUCUUUUUUUUUUUUUUUUCCUUCUCUGUUUUGGUAUGGAUCUAAAAACUAGGGUCGUCUAUAAUGGCCAAAGUUUCACGAAAUUGGGUGUGUCAGCGAGAAAUCGCGUCCAAUUUGAAGGUCUAAUUCAACAUCGGCGCAGUUCACACUCCACGAAGACAUCAGCAGCCCACAAAACGAUAUUCUCGGGGAUACAGCCAACCGGCGUACCACACUUGGGUAAUUAUUUGGGAGCUUUGCGUGAAUGGGUUCAAUUACAAAAUGGUGCCACAGAGGGAACAAAAUUGUUAUUCUCUGUAGUUGACCUUCACGCCUUGACAGUGCCUCAAGAUGCUCCCUGGUUACGGAAUUGCAAGAAGGAGAUGUUCGCGACCCUUCUUGCCGUAGGUUUAGAUCCUGCAAGGUCGGCGAUAUUCUACCAAUCCGAUGUCUCCGCACACACCGAAUUGUUCUGGAUACUGAGCACAGUGGCCUCUAUGGGGUAUCUGUCACGUAUGACCCAAUGGAAGAGCAAGCUUCAAUUACCGGAGAAUACAAAUCUGGAAGACUCAGCAGCAAGGGCGAAACUUCGGCUGGGCCUAUUCUCAUAUCCCGUUCUCCAAGCAGCAGACAUCUUAGUCCAUAGGGCUACACAUGUGCCCGUGGGGGAGGACCAGAGGCAACAUCUUGAAUUUUCCAGAAACACGGCAAAUAGCUUUAAUCACCUCUACGGGUCCAUUUUCCCACUACCUGAGGCGCUCAUAUCACCCGCAAAACGAGUGAUGUCUUUCAAAGAACCAACUCUGAAGAUGUCGAAAUCCCACCCCGAUGAACGAUCAAGGAUUUUGCUCUCGGAUACCCCAGAAGAUAUUCACAGAAAGAUAAAGGGCGCACUUACGGACUCGGAGCCGCAGCUCAAAUAUGACCCAGAUAACCGUCCAGGCGUCUCUAACUUGAUCGAAAUUCUCGCUCAUUUUGAAGGCAAAUCGUGCGAAGAAGUGGUCUCAGAGUUCCAGCAUUCAAGCCUUGGGGCUCUAAAGGGACACGUUGCUAGCAGAAUUGCUAACCAUCUCCAGCCGAUCAGGGAGAGAUAUAUUGCUCUCAUAGAAAACAAAACAGGUUACCUUGAAGAUGUUGCGAACCAAGGCAGCCAGGUCGCGCGUUCCAACGCUGAAAGGACUAUGAAGCAAGUUAAAGAAGCACUAGGUUUGUGAACCUGUAUGUUAUGAUCUGCAAUAACAUGCCGGCCAUUUAUCUACGUUUAGAUCGGCUGUAUAGUGAGUGUCGUCAAACGUCGUCUCCCGGAGUGCAUACUCAUUAGAUGGAAAGAACGGGGUCUUCUACAGUAUGCCGGGCAUACUUGGGCAUGUCUGAUAGUAUUCCGCUAUUGUCGGUGUAUCGUGGUCCCGUGGAUCGGUUGAUAGGGCCGGUUUGAGUAAAUUUAGGGCUCGGGCUAGCACUUUAGUCGACCACCAAAGGCAUACAGAAUUACCCCGGAGACCAUCUGUGGAAAGGGAAUCGACAAGAGGAAAAUAGGAAGAUAUGCUAUGAGAACAUUUUGUCAAAAGUGUUCAAAUGUAAAAACUAAUAGUAGUAUGUACUGCAUAGAUGAUAACAGUGAUGUGAGUCAUAUUACCGCGUACAACCU
Molecule: messenger RNA, 1641 nt
Organism: Aspergillus ruber CBS 135680
Lineage: Eukaryota; Fungi; Ascomycota; Eurotiomycetes; Eurotiales; Aspergillaceae
Product: tryptophan--tRNA ligase MSW1
Exons: 5
Coding region: 50-1207 (385 amino acids)
Biological process (GO): mitochondrial tryptophanyl-tRNA aminoacylation
Cellular component (GO): mitochondrial matrix; mitochondrion
Molecular function (GO): tryptophan-tRNA ligase activity; ATP binding
Source: RefSeq, a predicted model, not a curated record